AUGGAACGCGGAGUUGGAGCAGGUAUUUACUCUGAGUCACUGAGAGUAAAAAGAUCAAUUCAUCUGCCCGAUUUCGCGAGUGUCUUCCAAGCAGAAGUAUUCGCUAUAGCCGAAGGCUGCCGUCUCUUAGAACGUAGUGGAUUGCGUUACGGCGAGCGAGUAGCCAUUUUCUCAGAUAGCCAGGCGGCCAUUAAGGCCUUUGCGUCUUUUACAACAAGGUCGAAACUAAUCAAGGAGUGCAGGACACUGUUAAAUACAGUAAGUCGUCAACUCGAUUUAGAUUUAGUUUGGGUCCCUGGCCAUAGCAACAUUCCCGGAAAUGAGGCUGCAGACGAGUUAGUCAGAGAGGGUUCCACAUUGGUGUCGAUCGAGGACCGGAUAUCACCCCCAAUUGGAACCUAA
Molecule: messenger RNA, 402 nt
Organism: Rhagoletis zephyria (snowberry fruit fly)
Lineage: Eukaryota; Metazoa; Arthropoda; Insecta; Diptera; Tephritidae
Product: ribonuclease H1-like
Molecular function (GO): nucleic acid binding; RNA-DNA hybrid ribonuclease activity
Source: RefSeq, a predicted model, not a curated record